Messenger RNA from Entamoeba invadens IP1, 354 nucleotides. Its product is annotated as myosin heavy chain. NCBI's taxonomy places the organism in Eukaryota, Evosea, Mastigamoebida, Endamoebidae. The record is from RefSeq and is a predicted model, not a curated record. The transcript has a single exon. The annotation marks the transcript as partial.
UUGGAAGGAAUCGAAACAGAAAAGAAAGAAGCACAAAACACAGCUGCUAAAGCUAAGAAACAAGCUAAACAGUAUGCAAGAAAGGUUGAAGAGGCCGAGAGAAAGCUUGCAGAAUUCGAACAGAAGGAGUCUACUUUCAACACUCAAAUUGGUAAGACACAAGCCGUUUUGAAGAAGACACAACAAUCAGUCAGAGAUGGCGAAUUGAGAAUUGCCGAGUUGGAAGAUCAGGUUAGAAAGGCUGGUGAAGAUCUGAACAACAAACAACUUGAAGUCGAUAAAAUUAAUGCUGAACUUAAGAAGACUAAAAACAGGUUGAAAAAGAUGCAAAAAGACGACAGCGAUUCGGAAUAA